AAUACCAGCGCGAACCAUCACUGGCACAUUCUUUAUCCAACACUACACUACACCCAACCUCAGAGCAAGACCCGAGCUAUCACAUUAAUCAGUGCCUUGCUAGAUACCAAUUCCUGGAAGCAAAUAUUAUUCCAGUCCUCGGACGUCAUAAUCAUCCAACUCUCAGGCCCCUAUGGAUGCUGUACCAUAUUUAAUAUCUAUAACGAUGGCAAUUCACCCAUUACUCUAACUGCAAUCGACUCCUUUCUAGCGUCCAACCUCGCCUCCAUCAAGUCCGCCGACAAUGACCAUAUGUUAUGGCUCAGAGACUUCAACCGACACCACCCUCUCUGGGAAGAGACCUGUAAUAGCCACAUUUUCAAUUAUCCUGCCACUCAUCCGUUAAUAGACCUCAUUGCUGAUUAUGGAAUGUUACAGUUACUACCAUGUGGGAUGCCGAACCCUUCAAUCCACCAGUACUGGCAAUUGGACCCGCCCCAAUAA
Molecule: messenger RNA, 483 nt
Organism: Suillus paluster
Lineage: Eukaryota; Fungi; Basidiomycota; Agaricomycetes; Boletales; Suillaceae
Exons: 1
Source: RefSeq, a predicted model, not a curated record